AUGGGCGACUUAGAACGUCAAGUCGAGCGCCUUACUCGCGAGAUCGAAGGACUUCGGAGUCAUCUGAAGCAUGAGGAGAGAGCGAACGAAGAGCUGAGGGAGCGUCUGGGCCUCGAAGAGCGACAGCAUCAGGCUACUCGGGCUGAUAUGCUUGCGGAGAUGGAGAUAUCUCGGAAGAGACAGGUUGAGUUAGACGAACUGCGUCGAUCGUCGUCUGAGGAACGCAAGGGCCUCGAGGAAAGGGUUGAAGCUAUAGUGCGGCAAAAGGACCAGGAUAUAGCGGAAAGAGAUGCAACUCUGAAGAGGCUUCGAUCGGAUCUGGAUGCCUCGAAGCAGCGUGUGCCUUCGAACUCCCAUGCAUCACAGCCAAGCGCACUGGACAAGGGUAACAAACGCGCUGCGAAUGAAUCCGUCGUCGGCAGACCAGGCUCGCAGAUCGCUCCGCCGUCUAAGAAGCGCAGAACUCAGUACGACUCAGGGAUUGGUGCCCACACUGAGAGACUAGGCGAUACAGUGCGAAUAGCGAACACUGUACAUGAACGUGCGCAAUCCGGGAUGGACCCAACGUCUGAUCAGGAAGGACUAUCCACCAAUCGUGAGCUCGUGAGGCUGGUAUGCAUAGAGCGUGAGGCAUCGGCAGUACAACUGGAGGUAGCUCGCAGCGAUGCCGCUCGGGGAGCGAUGGAUCAGACCAGACAAACGAUCACUUAUCUGACAAACAUGCUUGAGCGGGAACUAAGUUUACGACGUCGGGCGGAAGAGCACAUCGCGUUCUUGCAAAGGAACGAGGCAAUGAUCAGGAAGGAGUUAGAUGAGCACCGGGCUUCAGAAUCCGCCCAAGAGGACCACAUCCGUGCCCUCGAGACUGAGCUGAACAAGAGGGUCGUGUCUUCCAGACCCAAUAGCAACGCCGAACAUAGCACGUCGGCUUGCAUGAAGCGUUCCACGCGUACACUUGCGACUCAAACGGAGGAGGAGGAGCCCGUCGAUCCCCCGGAACCGGAGGAACCGCCUAUUUUGGCUAAGGCGCUCAAGCAAGCUAGUGAAAACGGCAGAUGUGUCGGGAUAAUAUGCUUAUUGCUGAAAGCAUAUAUGACGAGAGCGGCGGACCCCGCGCUUAAAGAGCAGCAAUAUAAGGCUGAAUACAUAAGUAAGCUAGAAUCCACUCUGAAAAAGGUCCAAAAGAGUGUGCUAGAAAAUGAGAUCAACGGUGAAGGAAGCCUGCACACUCUUAAGUUGAGAACCCAGCGCCUAGUGUAUGAUCUGCAGACCAAGAGCUCAUUACUCGGGUUCAUUGUAGGCGGUAUGAUGCCAACCUGGCUCCAACUACUUAAGACAGAGGACACGCGCGGACCGCCGAUCACGUGCCGCUGUGACGAACUUAAUUGCGAGUACUCCCCGCUCAAUGGGCGAAUUCUGCUCUGA
Molecule: messenger RNA, 1425 nt
Organism: Peniophora sp. CBMAI 1063
Lineage: Eukaryota; Fungi; Basidiomycota; Agaricomycetes; Russulales; Peniophoraceae
Source: the annotation of a GenBank genome assembly